AUGCCUGUUCCUGAAGUCGCACACCACCAGAGAUAUGCGCCUGCCCAGCGGGGACAGAUAAACGCUGUCGCCAUACUGGCUAGAUGCUAUGUUAAGGAGCUGAAGGAGCUCAGGAUGCUGCGGGCCAUGGGCUGGAAGGAUCAGAAUAUGGACGAACACUUCGCGUCGCAGCGGCACCGCUCCGACACGGCCCCCGUUCAGGCUCAGCAAGCCUGGUUCAAGGGGAUGCUUUGCAUCUCGCGCGAGCUGGACGCUGCGGCGGGGUUCAUACCCACCUCUGAACCCCUUGAGUUCCUCGAUAUUGGGUGUGCACCGGGAGGAUUCAGCACACACAUUCUCCAGACCAACCCGGACGCGCGGGGUGUCGGCAUCUCUCUCUCCGAAUCCCAGGGCGGCCACCCGCUGCUUCUCUCGUGGGAGUACACGUCCCGCUAUGAGUACCUCGAGCAGGACUUACUCGAGUACGACCUCUCCCCGCACCCCAUCACUUCCCCGACGCCAAGCCCCGCCCUCCGUCCCCUACCCGACGCCUUCCUCGGUCGCUUCCAAAUCGUGCUCUCAGACGGACACCCCCUGCGAACCUACCAUUCCCCCCACGACGCUAUCAACACGCUUGUGGCCCCCCACGAACACAGCGGCAGCCUCCUCAUCGCUCAACUAAUCGUUGCGCUCGCGGCAGUGCAGGCGGGCGGCACCGUCCUCCUGAAGCUGAUGCACAUCGAGGGCUCCCCCGCCGCACAACUCAUCUACCUCCUGGACGCGAUCUCGGACACGCUCAUCGUGCACAAGCCGGGCACGAUGCACCGGAACCGUGCGUCGUUCUACGCCGUCGCAAAGGGCGUCGGCGGGACUGAGGAACGUGCGGCGCUCAAGGAGUGGUACAUCGCGGGUCUCCGGGCGCUCUGGCUCGAGCUUCGGACUGGAGGGCCGGCAGGGGGCGGGAGGAGGUUGGUCGACGGCGACCUGGACUUCGUCGCUACGCCGGAGGUGAUCCUCGACAUUGAUGGGUACCUUGAGAGGCUGGUCGAGCUUGGACGUCCUGUCUGGGCGACGCAGGUGCAGGGAUUGCGCGGUUUUUUCGAGAAGAAGGGCAUUCAGGGCUUCCCUGUUAUCGCUGGCAGCACGUAG
This is a messenger RNA of Trametes versicolor FP-101664 SS1, 1128 nucleotides long. RefSeq lists its product as uncharacterized. The transcript has 3 exons. NCBI's taxonomy places the organism in Eukaryota, Fungi, Basidiomycota, Agaricomycetes, Polyporales, Polyporaceae. Bases 1 to 1128 code for a protein of 375 amino acids. The record is from RefSeq and is a predicted model, not a curated record. Gene Ontology annotation, molecular function: methyltransferase activity. Gene Ontology annotation, biological process: methylation.